Messenger RNA from Numida meleagris (helmeted guineafowl), 2436 nucleotides. RefSeq names its product SEC62 homolog, preprotein translocation factor (gene SEC62). Lineage: Eukaryota; Metazoa; Chordata; Aves; Galliformes; Numididae. The record is from RefSeq and is a predicted model, not a curated record. Bases 102 to 1298 code for a protein of 398 amino acids. The transcript has 8 exons. Gene Ontology annotation, cellular component: endoplasmic reticulum; endoplasmic reticulum membrane. Gene Ontology annotation, biological process: post-translational protein targeting to membrane, translocation.
UCCCCUCCUCUCCCCUCCUCUCCCCUCCCCUCCUCCCGCCGCCUCUCGCGAGGCCGCCGCCGCCGCCCGGCCCACGUCACCGCGGAGCAGACGGGGACAACAUGGCGGAGCGGCGGCGGCACAGGAAGCGGAUCCAGGAGGUGGGCGAGCCAUUCAAAGAGGAGAAGGCUGUUGCUAAAUACUUACGGUUCAACUGCCCGACAAAAUCCACCAACAUGAUGGGCCACCGAGUGGAUUACUUCAUUGCCUCGAAAGCUGUGGAUUGCCUCCUGGAUUCUAAGUGGGCAAAGGCCAAGAAAGGAGAGGAAGCUUUAUUUACAACUCGAGAGUCUGUAGUUGACUACUGCAACAGACUCCUGAAAAAACAGUUCUUUCAUCGAGCAUUAAAAGUGAUGAAAAUGAAACCUGACAAGGAUACAAAGAAAGAAAAGGAAAAAGGAAAGGCUGAGAGUGGGAAAGAAGAGGAGAAGAAAAGCAAGAAGGAAAGUGGCAAAGAUGAAAAAACUAAGAAGGAGAAAGAAAAGAAAAAGGAUGGUGAAAAAGAAGAGUGUAAGAAGGAUGAGACUCCAGGAACACCAAAAAAAAAGGAAACUAAGAGGAAAUUUAAACUUGAGCCACACGAAGACCAAGUUUUCUUGGAUGGAAAUGAGGUGUAUGUGUGGAUCUAUGACCCUGUUCACUUUAAAACGUUUGCCAUGGGACUUGUACUUGUGAUUGCUGUUAUAGCUGCAACUCUGUUUCCGCUUUGGCCAGCAGAGAUGCGUGUUGGUGUAUAUUACCUCAGCGUAGGUGCAGGCUGUUUUGUAGCCAGUAUUCUUCUUCUUGCCGUUGCUCGCUGCAUCCUUUUCCUUAUUAUCUGGCUCAUCACCGGAGGAAGGCAUCACUUUUGGUUCCUGCCCAACCUUACAGCAGAUGUGGGAUUCAUUGACUCCUUCAGGCCCCUGUACACACACGAAUACAAAGGACCAAAAGCAGACUUAAAGAAAGAGGAAAAAUCAGAAUCCAAAAAGCAGCAGAAAUAUGACAGCGAGGAAAAAUCAGACAGUGAGAAGAAGGAAGAAGAAGAUGGGAAAACAGAAGCAACAAGGAACUCGGGAACGGAAGGCUCAGGAGGAGAGCGGCAUUCAGACACAGACAGUGACAGGCGUGAAGAUGACAGGUCCCAGCACAGUAGUGGAAAUGGAAACGACUUUGAAAUGAUCACAAAAGAGGAACUUGAACAGCAAACAGAUGAAGGGGAUUGCGAAGAGGAAGAGGAAGAAGAUACGGAAAGUAGGCCUCCACACGAGAAGUCAUAACUCGCUGCGGCUGUGGGACUAAGUAUGUGCAAAUGGUUGGAUUUUCUUUGUUGGCUGAUCACCAAAACAUAGACCAUACAGUAGCAUCUUUGUUUGCUGAAAUAUACAUGUUACCAAACAGUUUUAUAUCUAGCUCCUUCAUUUUUUUUAACCAUUAACUUGAUUACUUGGUACUAUGUUAAUCAUUAAUAUACAUUUACAGAAGUUUUAUCAAAUCUGACAAGUUUUCUAUUGAUUCAUAGAUUGCCCAGAUCGUCCUCAAACAUUGCAAACCGUAGCUUUCCGGUACUUGCAUAACUGGUCAAUUAGUUCUGCUUCUCAAACUUCCUUUUGUAAAACAGGUAAAAGUUGAAUGACCAAAUCUCAGAUUAUUCCUAGUUGUACUCAUUUGAUAGCUAGUUAGAUAAAGCCCUUCUUAGCCCACAGCUUUCUUGAUAUUUUUUCUUGAUUUUUCUUUUCAAAAGAUUGUGAAAACUUUCCUAAAGAAAAGUAGUUUUAGCAGAAGUAUUUUGCUGAAAAUAUAAAAGCUGGUAGUGCUGAAUUUGGCUGCAGUGUUCUCUGUUUCUCCAGACUAUGUGCCAGCAACUUAGGAAAUCCAAACUGUUUUUGUACAUCUGGUUCAGAGAAAGAUGUCAUCUCCAGCAGGUGAAGGAAGCAGCACGGUUUGGAAGUAAUGGCUGUUUUCUUUCUCCUGCUCCAUCAUAAUUAAAAGAAAAAAAAUGUAUUCUGUACAUAAUUUACAAAUAAAGCAAACCAUUUACUUUAUCUGCUACUUAUUAUUUAGAGAUUUGAUCCAGCAUUCAGUUUGUAUUAAUAAAGCCAUUUUGUGGUGUGUCUAUCAGAGAAAAUGCAAGUCAAGAGGACCUCACAGAAUAUUUGUGUAUGAUCAGUAGCUGUUCCACAAGAGCUUUAGUUUUGUGCCAACAUUCCAUGUAUUUGAGUAUGAGUAAAUUGAUCCUUAUUAAAUGAAAGCAAACAACAUAGCUGUAUGUAUGCCUUAAUGUUAAAACUUUCUAUUUUCUGGAACUGGAAUACUUUUUAAACAGAAGAGACGGGAGAGUAUUCACUUGUUCAGAAAUAUAGAUAAUCAAAGCUAAUAUGAAGUGACGAUAAAUAAUUUGUUUAUAAAUACCUUGAA